This is a messenger RNA of Stereum hirsutum FP-91666 SS1, 660 nucleotides long. RefSeq lists its product as uncharacterized. The record is from RefSeq and is a predicted model, not a curated record. The annotation marks the transcript as partial. Lineage: Eukaryota; Fungi; Basidiomycota; Agaricomycetes; Russulales; Stereaceae. The transcript has a single exon.
GACGUCAAGAUCAACCCGCCGAAGGAGUUCAACGGAAACAGAGACGACACCUUAGAGUUCCUCACAGACUGUGAGAACUUCAUCAAUACACUUGGAACCGCCAAAUUCGACACCGACACCAAGAAGAUCGCAUGGACCCUGUCGUACCUCAAGGGAGGAAGCACAGGACCAUGGAAGAUCUCUUUCAUCGAAGGACAUCCCACGGGAUACGGAACAUGGACCGAAUUCAAGGACAAGUUUAAAGAAGUAUUCGGAACCAUAGAUCAUGAAGCCAAGAACCGCUUCGCCCUCAUGAACCUCAGACAAGGAAACACUUCAGCAGACGACCACGUCGUGAAAUUCCGAACGUUGAUUGCCAGAUCAGGCAUCAAUGACAACGUUUCACAAACCACCUUGUUCCAGGCUAGCCUGAACGACGCGUUAAGAGCCAAGAUAUACAGCCACGACCCGUUGCCUACCACUAUUGAAGAAUGGUACAACAAGGCUUCCACACUCGACCAUCAAUGGCAAUUCGCCAAUUCCAUGAAGGGCGGCAGCGGCUUCAGAAGCUCUAGACCUACCAGAGACACCAAGGUCAGGGCGGUCAACCUUAAUUUCGCGGAACGCCAGAAGUACAUCAAGGAAGGACGGUGCUUCCGAUGCGACAAAAUCGGACACCGC